Molecule: messenger RNA, 832 nt
Organism: Vitis vinifera (wine grape)
Lineage: Eukaryota; Viridiplantae; Streptophyta; Magnoliopsida; Vitales; Vitaceae
Product: disease resistance protein RUN1-like
Exons: 2
Coding region: 1-567 (188 amino acids)
Source: RefSeq, a predicted model, not a curated record
AUGAUUAUCAAUCCAGGAAAUGGUGGAAUUCCAGGGUGGGUAUUGCAUCAGGACAUUGGAAGCCAAUUAAGAAUAGAGCUUCCUUUGAAUUGGUACGAGGACAACCACUUUCUGGGAUUUGCUUUCUUCUCUCUUUAUCAUAAAGAGAAUCAUUUUGAGGCUUCAUGUCAUUUUGAUCUGAGAUUGCGCGGUGAUCCAGAUGAAGUUGUGGAUGACCUCUCUAUUUCUUCUUGGUGUAAAUGCCACGAGUUUAAUGGUGAUGCAUCCGAUGAAUUGUGGGUGACUCUCUAUCCUAAGAAUGCUAUUCCAAAUAAGUACCACCGCAAACAACCAUGGCACUUUCUGGCUGCGUUUGAUUUUGUUACUAGGAUUAAUGGUCAGGCUACUCAUACCAAUAUCAAGAGGUGCGGGGUUCAGCUGAUAUACACCCAUGAUUAUCUACACGAUAAUGUGCCUAUGUUGGUGGAUCAUCAAAGAGGCCAUGAUGAUGCCGGGGAAAACCAAGCAGAUGAUCAGGAACCACACCCUAAAAGAUUGAGAGCAUCCAGCACUGAUCUCAAGCUUUAAGCUCCAUUGUCAGGUGCUUGGUACAACAACUAAAGAAUCAAUGUUGACUUAGCAGCACCAUGGCUGGAGCACCUUGCUGCCCUUCUACGACCGUGAGAACCACUGCACUGGCAUUCUUGAAGCCAAAUUUGUAGAGCAAUCCCCACUGUGAUGUUGAACCACUGCACUUAUUUUUUAACAUGAUGUAUUCGUAACUAGCAUCCUUUGAUGUAGAAUGAGACAUGACAACUCCAUACAUGCCUAAGCAACGAAAACUGAAAGGUCA